UAUAAACAAGCAUAUAUAUAGUCACAGUAACGUACGUCAAAAAAGACAUUACUGCUUAUGCAUAUAAACUAUUGCAUUUAAAAUUGUAUAGUACCGGCUAGUCGAGUUUACGAAUCUGAACGUCGCCUGGUUGAUGUCGUGUCUCCAUAUUGGCUUUUAUAUAUGUCAGCAGACGGAUGUUUUUGAUCCAUCUCAGUUCUUGAACGCGUUUAUUUUUGUUCAUGUAUAGCCUAAUAGAAACCCGUAUAGAGUGAGUAAAGGGAUAUCUGGUAGAAACCUGCAAUAACCACUGACUAAAGUCAUCAGAGAAGAAAAAACCAAGGAACCGUCUCAUUCAUUCGAACAGCGGUUUGUGUACAACUAGAUCACAAAACACGUCAGAGACAGAGUACUUCUUUAUAAUCAUCAUUUUUGCGGGUGAUCAAAUGCACGAAGUGAGAUUUAUGAAGAUCAAUACUGCUGAAAAUCAAAGAAAGUCUCAGAAAAUAAAGUGGUACUCUAUUCAUACAUGGUUUCUCCGUGUGUUCCUAACUGCUCUGGCAUUAUCCUACGUUAAUGUAGCCAACUGGAUCUGCUGGAAAGACCAUCGCAAUAAGAUUAAGUGUUCUAUAUUCGGUACAUGUAUGCUGGUAACCUUGGUGUUCUAUGUGAAACUGAACGUCGAUACCCAUAACACACAUGAACUAGACAGCGAUCAAAGCCCGCAUUUUCCAUGCAACAGAACGCCAGAACAAGCACAAGAGCUACGGGAUCUCUUUCAUGACGUACGCGAUAUCCUAAACGAAAUGAGCAUAAGACCUUUUUUAAUUUACGGUUCAGUUUGGGGUGCAUAUCGCGCAAAAGCUCCUUUGGCUUGGGAUUACGACAUUGAUUUAGCAAUUAUAGGCGACGAAACAUACUCACAAAUCCCCAAAGCGGAAUUUCUCAAGCCGUUUCGAGAGCGAGGAAUAGAAGUUUACGACAUGACUUGGAUGUCUAGUUGUUAUUAUUUCACCCGUGGCAAGUUUGCACAGGUUGACAUCGAUAUAUUUUAUAAUUUCCAUGGAUUGAUGCAAAGAUCAGGGUUAAUAACAUGGCUUUUGUAUUAUAAUUAUAAAAAAUAUCAUAGUUUUCCUGAGUGGAUGGUCGAAAAACCGUUGCCUAAGAUGCAAUUCAUUGAUGUUCAAAUAGAAGUCCCGCGAGGCGGUAUGGAAAUACUAAAGUAUUUAUACCCGAAUGAUUGGGAAAGGCCGUUUACCCCUGCUGCUUGUAAAGUGAAUAAUGUUAAAGAAAAAAGAGUUGAACCACAAAGUAGAAUUUUUGUAAAUGAAAGUGGAAAAGAGGAUCGAAAAGAAAAGAAUAGUAUUCCUUCAAAAUAGAGAAUCAAAUGGCGUCAUUUAUAUAUAGAUCAUAUCAUAAUAACAUCGUCAUAAUCUUAUUUACAUAAACUAUUUAUCAUAUCAACUAUUCAUGAUAUUUUGUGUUGGUAUUUAUAUCAACAACGCGUAGAUAAACGUUUUCCAUUUUUUCUAAAUGCAAUUUAUUAUUAAAUACCUUAAAUAGUAAAUGUAGUGAAUUAUAGUAAGUGUUACUUGGUUUCCCUAUGGCGCCUCGCACGGCUUAUUUCGUUCACGCAGUGUAUAUGCAUGGCAUUUCGUACAAGCAUGAACCGAGUUAUGCAGCCUGCCUGUAGGGUAAUUAAAUUGCUAACUGUUGUGAUUUGAAGGCAAACGCACAUAAUCCUAGCUUAACUCUAACAGAUAGCUAUAUAUUACUAAAAUUUCAUCAGUAUAUAUGAUAACCUAUCGCUAUGCAUCGCUAAAUACUGCAUGUGAUAUAAUUAUUCUAGAAGACGUCUAGAUCUCCAAAUAUUUGCUUGCAGUCCUUCAUGCAUGCAUGUAUGAACUUUGCGUAGGUGGUAAAAAUAUCGUUGUAGCAACAACAUAGCCAUAUAAUAUCUCUUUCAUAGCUUUUAUUGUCAAAAUUGUAAAGAGGUACUCUGACUCUGUAAAGCGAAUUUCCGUUCGUGCAUGGCGCGCCCAAUGGCAAAGACAAUGCUGGUGUGCGAUAUAAACUGGUAAUGGUAUUGUAAAAUUACACACGACAGCAAAUUCCUCUUAAUAAUUCCUCCUGAACAUUCCUUUUCGCUCAUUUUCUGUGUAAUAAUUGACGUAGGCGCACUUGCCGUGAUGGUAAGAGCAAGAGCAAGUUCUUCAUUUAAUUGGUCGCAUGAAAUUUGACAGGUGGUUAUAAGAAAUUUAAAACAAUACGUAGUUUGCAUCUGUACUUUGAAAAAUCUGUACGGUAUAAUGGUAUAUUCAAUUCACCAUGUUAGGCUGCCUUUACAUCCGGUAUAUCAUUUCAUGCUGCUUUCGAUCGCAGUGUCAUUGUUCUUCACAUUUGAUGUGUGUUGUUUUUUAAACUUUAGUAAUUUCCAUGACGGUUGGGCAUGUACAGUUGGAGUUGGACUGAUUUGAAUUUAAAUUGACUAUAAUAGCGAAAAUGAUUGCUAUUAUAUUGGCUUAUUGCUGUCAGAAAUAGUUUAAAAUGAAGCGAGGUUUACUGGACUGGGAAACAUACUGUAAGACAUUUGAUGUUUGCACCUGCUGCGAUCUAUUUUGUCAGUACUCAACUUGUAUUAG
Molecule: messenger RNA, 2621 nt
Organism: Dendronephthya gigantea
Lineage: Eukaryota; Metazoa; Cnidaria; Anthozoa; Malacalcyonacea; Nephtheidae
Exons: 1
Coding region: 426-1358 (310 amino acids)
Source: RefSeq, a predicted model, not a curated record